Camellia sinensis is the source of this 1212-nucleotide messenger RNA. NCBI's taxonomy places the organism in Eukaryota, Viridiplantae, Streptophyta, Magnoliopsida, Ericales, Theaceae. The record is from RefSeq and is a predicted model, not a curated record.
AUGGCGGAGAUGGAGGAGCAACGCAAUGGCGAGCAAAGGACCGUGGGUGACGGUGAGUCCGGCGGCGAUGCGAUGGUGGGAAGGCGACAUUGCGGCGACAGCGAGGUAAUGGAAGAAAGUAAUAUUGUUGAUGAUUGUGGUUGGAAGCCGAAAGUGGGAAUGCCAUUUGACUCUGAACAAGCCGCAUAUGACUUUUACAAUACGUAUGGGGAAAAGUUGGGUUUUAGUAUUAGGAAGGCCUAUGCAAACAAGAACAAACAUACGAAGGAGAUAACAUCACGUACGUUUGUAUGUUACAAAGAGGGAAGUCGGGGUAUUGACAAACGAGAUCCACUUGUCAAAAAUCCAAGACAAGAGGUAAGAUGUGGUUGUGGUGCCCGAUUUAGUAUCAAGUUGGAUAGAAUUUCAGGAAAAUAUCUUGCUUGUGAUUUUGUUGAACAUCAUAAUCAUGAUCUUGUGCCUCAAGAUUGCAUUCAUAUGUUGCCUUUCCAAAGAAAAAUAUCUACCACCCAAGCAAUUGAAGUAGAAUUAGCUUCACAGUCUGGAAUUCCUCUUAGGUCUGCUUAUGAACUAUUUGGUAGGGAAUCUGGUGGAAGAGCAUCACUUGGUUUCACCAAAUUGGACCAAAAAAAUUACCUAAGAUCGAAGAGACAAAAAGAUUUAGAAUAUGGGGAAGCGGGUAGUGUGUUGCAUUACUUUCGUAAGAAAAUUGUGGAAAAUCCAUCUUUUUUUUAUGCAGUCCAAUUAGAUUGUGAUAAACAGAUAAGUAAUAUAUUUUGGGCUGAUGCUCAAAUGAUCAUGGACUAUGCUCAGUUUGGUGAUGUAGUCACAUUUGACACUACUUACAAACUAAAUAACGAGCAUAGACCUUUUGGAUCAUUUGUUGGAUUUAAUCAUCAUCGAGAAACAGUUAUAUUCGGUGCAGCGUUGAUGUAUGAUGAGACUGCUGAAUCUUUUACAUGGUUGUUUCAAAUUUUUUUGGAGGCAAUGUCAAACAAAGCUCCGAAAACUAUUUUCACAGAUCAAGAUGCUGCGAUGGCUAAGGCCAUUGCAAUUGUCAUGCCCGAUACAAACCAUCGUCUUUGUACGUGGCAUUUGAUGCAAAAUGCUGUCAAGCAUGUAAGUUCUGUUUUUGAUGAUGUAAGGGUCAAGGCUGUGUUUUCAAAAUUUAUGCAUGACAUUGAUGAUGAAGAACAAUUCCGAAUACAGUGA